Molecule: messenger RNA, 2290 nt
Organism: Sitophilus oryzae (rice weevil)
Lineage: Eukaryota; Metazoa; Arthropoda; Insecta; Coleoptera; Curculionidae
Exons: 9
Coding region: 211-1815 (534 amino acids)
Source: RefSeq, a predicted model, not a curated record
AUUCUUGGACCUUUCUCCCAGACAGAGGCUGUUUCCUAAAAUACAUUCGUGUUCAUGAAAUUUAUUUUCAUUCGCGUUUUACAGUUCCUACUGACUAGACGGGUUCGCUAGCGCAUCAAAACGUUUCUAAUUACAAAUUUAAUCUUUAGUUAUUACCGUACAAACGGAUCAUUUACUUCCUUGCUGUUCAAAUUUGGUGAUUCAUUAAAAAUGUUCGGUCACCAUCAAGAUGUUCAAGAAGAAGCAAAAUUGGAGGUGAUGCAAAGAGUGUGGCAAGGCAAACGCAAUUCUUCCUCUUCCACAGCUUUCUUUGAAGGCGUCAAUGAAACUGAAGAUAUUUUGGCAGUACCCAGGCAGAAUUCUUGGGUGACCAUUUGCGUUCCGCCACCUCAAAAAUCGACUUGCAGCGAUGUUGAAAGCGAUAAUGAAUUAUUCGAAACCCCCGAGCUAUUGGCCGUUUCUAAAGAGCCUGGACGAUAUGAACCGGCUUUCCAAAAACUUGACGCCGCUUCUUUGGGAGAUUUACCCGCUCAUUACGUUAUUUGUCCGGUACAACCGCAUCAGAUGCCUGUGUGUGGUGUCUAUGUCGAUAGAAGAAUUGUAGCGGGAUUCAAAUACAAAGUACGACCGUUGCCUCCUGUUGGACAAAGGUCUACAACAAACAAGUGCAUGUUUGGAGAAAGAGCACUGACAUUACAAAGCAUUGGAAGAGGUUUUGCUAGAAGAUUUACCUUUGAAGCUGACAAGGGCCAAAUAAAUUCAAACGAUAAUUACUUCUACAGUGACAAUAGACCCGAGGGUUAUGCUUUUGAAUUAGAAGUUAUAUCUGAAGGAGAUAAAUUCACGAUCUUCGAUAUUGGACGCGAAGCACAAGGAACUGUGGAAGUUCUGAAAGUUGAGGGGCCCCAAUUCGAAAUUUCUAGCUCUUUGACUAAACAGGGUCUGGAGAAACGGGCCAACGUUAAAUUUAUAGGCAAGGUGGAGUUCUACGACACCGGGGUGGCCAAGCCUAUGAUCCUUAACGGGGUUGUGGUGGCCCUAAAACCUAAGGGCAAGGGUAGGGCUGAAGUGACGAAAGUUAUCAAUGUGACCAUUAAGAAUCAGAGAUGGUAUUUGACGCCUGGUAUACAGAAUAAUUACAGGAGGAUUACGGUGAAGGGACAGGAUAUUAAUGAUGUGCCCACUAAGUACACAAUGACUGGUAUGGAACCCUAUGAGAUACCUGUUGUAGGAACGUAUGUAGACCCCAGAAUUGUACCCGGUUUCAGUUACAGGGUGCGUCCUAACAACAGGAACAAGCAUUUGUUUAACGGCAGAGCAUUAAGACUUGUAAGCAUUGGAAUGGGAUAUGCUAAGAGGCUGACUUUUGAACCUGAUUCUCAACUUAACGCCGACAACUAUUUAUGGUCAGAUAACCAUCCUGAUGGUCUUGGCCUUGAACCCAGAGCCGUCCAUAAAGGAAUGAAAUUUAUGGUAAAAGCUGGCGAACAAGUUUUGGGAGAGGCGACAGUUUUCAGGGACGACAAGCCACAAUUUGAAGAAAAAACCGAAAAAGUCGAAGUGUCUCCCGGUCAAUACGCCAUCGUAAAACACAUCCACAUCGAUGUAAUUUGCCACAUCCAGUUAAUAAGACCUGGUGGAGGAUCCAGCGAAGAAGACUGCUACCUUAUGAGGGUGUCCGGCGUUGCCAUCGUGAGAAAACAACCCAAAACCAACGUUGCCAGAGUGAGAGAAGUGUACAAUAUUGGUCUCGACUCCCAGCUCAACAUUCUCUUUGCUCAGACACAUACAGAGAUCAAGUUUAUUCCGAAAUAAGUUUUUUUCUCUUUAUUUGUACUUAACUUGAAGGCUUAGUGAUAUAUGUUUAUGUUAUUAUAUUGAUCAUACUGUGUUUUGGUUAAUUUACCUUGUUCUCAAUGUAUGCAAUAAUAUUCAUUAGUAUUUUUUUUUACUUAAUGUAAUAUUAGUUUUUAUAGAUAGAACUUUUCGAGGUCUUCUUGCUUUAGACACUUAGAAAACUUAUUUUUUUAUAAAAUUAUGCAGUUUUUCAGCAUAAAUAACUUGUCAUUUUAUUAUUCCUUUUAAAUCUGCCUGACCUGGCAAUCAAUGCUUGGCUUAGAAACACAAAAGUACCUUAACUGACGUUAAUAGCUGCCCAUACACCAUUAGCGUAACUAGCAAUUCAUCCUAGAGAGGGCCUGGUGAUGAGCCAGGGGGGCCUAGGUCUUUUGGUUUUUAAAAAAUGAAGAAUAAAGAACGUGUUUUUUAAAAUAAAACGUUUACAUGAAUU